This is a messenger RNA of Manduca sexta (tobacco hornworm), 4594 nucleotides long. RefSeq names its product acetylcholinesterase (gene ace2). Gene Ontology annotation, cellular component: plasma membrane. The record is from RefSeq and is a predicted model, not a curated record. NCBI's taxonomy places the organism in Eukaryota, Metazoa, Arthropoda, Insecta, Lepidoptera, Sphingidae. Gene Ontology annotation, biological process: acetylcholine catabolic process in synaptic cleft; choline metabolic process. Gene Ontology annotation, molecular function: acetylcholinesterase activity.
UGGCGGACUAUUUCCGAUUGUGCUUUGCAGCAUCUCGUUAAGUGCCGAUUUGACCACUUUAUUCGAAAUGAUUAACUACAGGAAAAUUGUAUUUACCAAACUGUUACUUUGCUUUUAUAUGUCGGGUGCGUGGGGACGAUCAUGGGCUAACCAUCAUGACACGACUACGUCGACAACGCAAACUACUCCCACUACUAGUCCUAUACCAAAGAAUUUCCAUAAUGAUCCACUUAUCGUAGAAACCAAGAGCGGUCUCGUUAAAGGCUACGCAAAAACAGUAAUGGGCCGAGAGGUACAUAUUUUUACCGGCAUCCCAUUCGCUAAACCUCCCCUCGGACCUCUCAGGUUUCGAAAACCAGUUGCAAUUGAACCGUGGCAUGGGGUUUUGGAAGCCACGUCGAUGCCAAAUAGUUGUUACCAAGAAAGAUACGAAUACUUUCCCGGAUUUGAAGGGGAGGAAAUGUGGAACCCGAACACAAACAUAUCAGAGGAUUGUCUCUAUCUGAACAUAUGGGUGCCGCAACACUUAAGGGUCCGCCAUCACCAAGACAAGCCUCUUACAGAGAGACCUAAAGUGCCAAUAUUAGUCUGGAUUUACGGUGGUGGCUAUAUGAGUGGAACGGCUACACUUGACCUAUAUAAAGCGGAUAUAAUGGCUUCUUCCAGUGAUGUUAUAGUAGCUUCUAUGCAGUAUAGGGUUGGCGCAUUUGGAUUUUUAUAUUUGAACAAAUAUUUCUCUCCUGGGAGUGAGGAGGCGCCAGGCAACAUGGGAUUGUGGGAUCAGCAGCUCGCAAUUCGUUGGAUUAAGGAUAACGCACGUGCUUUUGGGGGUGACCCUGAUUUAAUUACUUUAUUUGGGGAGUCAGCUGGUGGCGGUAGUGUAAGUUUGCAUAUGCUUUCACCAGAAAUGAAAGGAUUAUUUAAAAGAGGAAUACUUCAGUCGGGAACUUUGAAUGCUCCUUGGAGCUGGAUGACUGGGGAGAGAGCGCAAGAGAUUGGGAAGGUGUUAGUUGAUGAUUGUAAUUGCAACAGCAGUCUAUUGUCUGCCGAUCCUAGCUUAGUUAUGGAUUGUAUGCGUGGAGUCGAUGCGAAGACAAUAUCAGUACAACAAUGGAAUUCGUAUACUGGUAUCUUGGGAUUCCCUUCGGCACCGACUGUUGACGGAAUAUUCUUACCUAAAGAUCCCGAAACCAUGAUGAAAGAAGGCAGCUUUCAUAACACCGAAGUACUUCUGGGAAGUAACCAAGAUGAAGGUGAGCACAUAUUUUUGCUGUACGAUUUCCUUGACUACUGAAAAGACGGGCCAAGCUUUUUGCAGAGGGAAAAGUUUUUAGAAAUCGUUGAUACAAUAUUCAAAGAUUUCUCAAAAAUUAAGAAGAAAGCAAUUGUGUUCCAAUACACAGACUGGGAAGAAAUAACUGAUGGGUAUCUGACGAAGAUGAUUGCUGACGUAGUGGGCGACUACUUCUUCGUCUGCCCCACUAACUACUUCGCGGAAGUGCUCGCUGACUCAGGGGUCGAUGUCUACUAUUAUUACUUCACGCACCGCACGAGCACCAGCCUGUGGGGCGAGUGGAUGGGCGUGAUGCACGGAGACGAGAUGGAGUACGUGUUCGGCCACCCCCUGAACAUGUCGCUCCAGUAUCACACAAGGGAGCGAGACCUCGCCGCGCACAUCAUGCAGUCGUUCACCAGAUUCGCACUUACCGGUAAACCACACAAGCCGGACGAGAAGUGGCCGCUGUACUCGCGCUCUUCGCCCCACUACUACACGUACACUGCGGACGGCACCAGCGGCCCAGCCGGGCCCCGGGGACCCCGCGCGUCCGCCUGCGCCUUCUGGAAUGAUUUCCUUAACAAGCUCAAUGAAUUGGAACAUGUCCCUUGCGACGGCGCUGUGACCGGCCCAUACAGCAGUGUGGCGGGCACGGCACUACCCUUAGUGCUGCUCACCACGCUCGCUACCACAGUAUCAUUGUAAAUUGCCAUCUCGUUCACGAGAAUAAUUUCGACAGACUUUCAAAAAAUAUUAAUUAUAUUUUGAUGUUGGUAGACAAAUUAUUUGUGUUAUAUUGCUAAUCAAGGUUUGUUCUGGUCAAUUUGUCUUAUAAAAUUGAAAUGAAUAUAAAGUGAGUGAAUCAAUAUCGAUUAUUAUAUUACGUUGGACAUUAAUCGUGUGAAUAUUUAGAAAUUGGUUUAAAUUCGAUUUCUUAAAAUAAUUGAAUUCAGAAAGUAAUAUUUUUAAUGAGGGUUGAACACUUUAAAAGAAAACAGUGAUGAAAGUGGAAAAAAGGAAGCAAAUGCUGGACAAUUAUUGAGUGUUGAAAAUAAUAAAGUGUUUACUAAAAUACUAGAUGGUUAUAAUUCAAUAAUAUUGUUUUUAAUAUUGAAUAAAUGUUUAUUUAAGGUUGAAUAAAUAUAAUCACUUAUGUAAUUGCUUCAUAAUAUAAAUUUAGCAAAUAUAUGUUGGAUUGUUAGAUAAUUUAGUUUCGACGAUGUUCCUGUACGUAGUUGGCGGUGAGAUAUUUCAUAUUGAACAUAACAUUAAUGAUAAGGUAUAAAAGUAUUACAGAUCGGCAGAUUAUGAUCCUUAGUAUGUGUUUGUGUGUUAUUAUGAUGUUAUAUUAGUAAAAUACGUUGGCUUUGAUUGUUGAAGCGAUGCUUUCACUCACGAUAGUACGAUAUAUCACUAUACAUAUCAAAGUGUGCCUCUGCUUAUAAGCAAAUGAUACAUAUCUUUAUUGUAGCAAAAUUUUAAGAUUUUAUAUCGGUCGGAUGUAUAUUGUGAGAAGAAUUUUUAACAAUAUAUUUACUACUAUUGUAUUUAGAACGCUAUUGAAUUCGAACCACUUGAAGAUCUUAUGAACUCUAAAUUCUUAUGACUUCGAACAGAUGAUAGUAUAUUUUGUAAAUAGUCCUUUCUUAAGAAUUAGUCGCGGUAUAUGAAUAUAAAUGCACAUGUAAACAACAAUUUUGUCUUGACUGACUGAGUAGGCGUACCGUUGCAUGUAAACCUACGAAUAUUAAAAAAAUCUGGAGUGAUAAAUAUUAUAUUUAUUGAAUGCACGACGUGAAGUCAAACUGAUGGAUAUCUUCUCUUCGUAGACAAAUAGCAAUCUUCGUAAUAAAAUAUUUUCAAAAUAAAAUUUAACAUUUACAUUCGGUAAUAGCCACGUAGAACGGGCACUGUUUUUAUUAUUUUAUGAUAUCGACGUAAUAUGACAUAUCAGUACGUGAUUUGUAGCUUAAUAAUGCUUUAAGUGAAAAUUGUCUUAUGAACUUAGUAACAAUUUUUAUACUUUUAACUAAUAUUUGUACUAAAGAAAAUGUUAGCGGUAAUAAAAUAUUUAUAAUCUAUUAUGCGAUUGUCAAUUACUAUCACUGAGCGAGUUUAAAAACGUUGGUGACAUUUUCUAAUCGACAUGCUAUGGCGAAUAUAUAUGUAUAUGAACUUGGGCAGAUACUUGUAACUUAACAUCGAACUAAUGUAUUGCGUUUAUUAGACGUAACAAACAUUGUAUAAGCCAUAAAUUAUUAUUGCAAUCAUAUUUUACUGACUAUCAAUAAAAUUAUAUAAUAUUUUAUCUAAAAAGCCUAAACGAAUUGCAGUCAUUGAUUAAUUUAUUAAAAAAUUUGUUUCGGAAUUGUGAAGUUGCAACAAAUACAUAGAAAUGUUACAAGUAAAUGCUCAAGCGUCAUUAGCAUUUCGUCGAACAUUCGCAAGAACGUUACAUUACGUUAAACUGCUAUUUAUGCUUUUGCUUGUAAUGUAUAAUUUGCUUUACAUUACAAGCAAAUGUGUAUUCACGCUUAGCACAUUUCCUUUACACGUGUUCAUUUAAUUCAUUCCACGAAAUCAACACUUACCAGUGAAAUGACACCUUUGUACUAUAAGCAUGUAGAGUUUAAUUUCCGAUACAUCACAGUAGAAGAUUGUAUUGUAUAUCUAGCUGUCUGUACACAUUAUAUAAAAUCAUUAAAAUUCGCACAACACUCGCUUUCACGUUGAAUUAAGGCACAAUUUGAGAAGUUGUAUGGGAUAGCUUUAAUUAGUAAUAGUUAUGUGUAAAAUGAUUUAAUUAAGAAUUCUAUAAUAAGUAGAUACUUCAAAGAAGAGCUUAUGGAUCUGCAGUUGCAAAAAUAACUAUAAAUCAGUUUGAUUGAUAGUAUAGACAAAUGUGUCAUUACACGAUAUAUAAACUUGAUAGUGUUUGAUGAAGUCAGUGUGAAAAUUGUUUUUGAACACAAAGUGAAAAAAACUAAAUCGGUAUGAAUGAAGUGGUGUAAUUGCUAUAAUGUAUAUUCUAUAGUGAUCUGCUUCAAAUGUAAUCAUAGAUUAAGGUAAUUUAGGAAAGAAACUGUACCUAUGUAUUACUUUUAAAAAUAAAGUUUGAAUGCCAACUUUGGAAUCAUGACAUCUAAGAAAAAACAAUUUUAUUCUUAUAAUGUUAUAUUUAAGGUAGCUGUUUAAUUACGCUAAAGUUUGUUCGUAUUUUUGUAAUAUGUUGUACCUUACAAGUCUACCUGUGAAUAUUCAUCUAAAAUUCUAUUUUCUUUAAUAUCAACCAUAUAAAAUCAUCUCAUACUGGCCUAA